This is a messenger RNA of Leptopilina heterotoma, 814 nucleotides long. RefSeq lists its product as uncharacterized. The record is from RefSeq and is a predicted model, not a curated record. The coding region runs from base 58 to 726 and encodes 222 amino acids. The transcript is spliced from 6 exons. Lineage: Eukaryota; Metazoa; Arthropoda; Insecta; Hymenoptera; Figitidae.
AGUAAAUUUAAAAAAGAGAUUUUAUACUCAACUUGUAUAAUUGUAAAAUUCUUUAAAAUGAAUUGUAUUAAAAUUUUGUCACUAUUAUUGCUAAUUUCUGCCGUUUGGUGUCAAAAAGGAGAAAAAUGGGCUAAAGGCUUUGCUGAUAGAAGUGCUGCUGAACUUAUGUGUGGACCACGUCAAAUAUUUGUAAGAAAUAACCGCUACUAUUGUUAUAGUAUUAGCGAGACUAUUUUAUUUGAAUACGAAAAGCAAUUUGGUACUGGAGCAAGAAUAAAGAUUAAUAAUCACGAAGAUUAUCAAAAAUUAAUUGACACAAUUGAAAGCAAUUCAUUCUGUCAAGAGGAGCCAAAUGAUUUACUUCUAUUACUUUUCCCAGAUGACUACGAAAAAUAUGUAGCUAUUGGGAGAGUCGUUCAAAAAUUCAGUGGCAUCUCAUCUUAUUGCGACAAAAUGGCAAAGUUAAAAGGAGGAAUUAUGACUGCUCACAAAUUAGAAACAAAAAUACAGCAACUUUUAAAUGACGGAAUUUGUGAAAAAGUUAAAAAGGAUGCAGAAGAAGGAAGUAUAACGAGAGAUUCAAAGAGAUUGCAAGAAAUAGGUAGAGUUCUUAAAAAGAAUGAAUAUUGUGGUAAUCUGGAACCGCUGGGAAAAAAAAUUUGUCGUAAAAUCUUUAGUGCUUGGUUCGUUUGUGCAAUAGCCAAAUUCUUUGGAGCUGAUGUUUGAUAAAUUGUGAAUGUAAAUAUAAACUUAUAUAUAGCAAAAAUGUAAUACAAACCAAUAAAAGAUAAAAAAAACAUUCUUUGGCAAUUAA